AUGAGGACAAAUUCUACGACCUCAUUUGGAUCGAGCUCUGCGGAUGAAGUUUGUUUUUUUGAAAAAUUUCUUUUUCGAAUACUGUAACACAGUUAUUUCGAAUUUCAGGUCUUAGGACCUAUGUCGCCGUCCAGCGCUACUGUAGAUAUGAAUGCGUUGCAACAGCAAGGGCGGAAAAGAAUAGCAGUUUAUGCAAAAACUUUUACUAUGCGCUUCAUUCAAGUUUUCAUUUUUUUUCUUGUGACUGAAAAUUUUGAGAUGGUUCAGUGUGUUGUUCAAUCGAGAAUGAACGAAAAGUUCGACCUUCCUUGUAUGCUGCCGCAAAGCCGUGAUUGGUUUAACGUGAGAUACUCGGAAAUGGGCGAAAUAACGGCACAAGUAAAGAAAAGCAUAUCAAGGUUUUUUUUUUACUUUUUUUGUUGUAUUUAAUUUGUUAUUUAGUUAUCCACCAGAUGCUCCAUGUGUGUCUGUUGAUUUUUUUCUUUAUACUCACGAGGGCGAAAUUCUUCCCCUGGAAACAUGGUUGCGUUUUUGAAAUUUGUAUUUUCUGAAUAUAUUUUAGGACUUUCUCUAUUGAGUCCGACGAAGCCACGGAAUCGAUGGCUUUCCAUAAAGAAGAUGAUUCAACGCUUUAUCACCAACUUGGGACGCUCCUUAAAGUUAGUUAAAAAUUGGACAAGUUUGAUAUUUUCUCAACAAGAGCUGUAUUUGCGCCGCACGAAUGACACCGAUGCAUCGCAACUAUGUGAAAAAACAGAGCGCGGAAACGUUCAUCAUACUUUACAAGGUGAAAGCAAAUCAUCGAUACUUUUUUUCAAAUUAUUGUUCAGGUAAACUCUUCGGAAUCCCAAAUCGAUCUCGGCCAAGACUCGAAAGAGAUGGUGAUCGGUUCUUUACCAUCAGUAAUUGGAAACAUAAGGCCAGUUUUCACGUUGAUAUUUCUCCACUGCGUACUUUAGAUUGCGUCUUGCUUACCGCACAAAGAUGCAAAUCGAUCGGACAAUUACUCCGCCCGGGAAUCAGUAUGAUUCAUUCCAACAAGUAAAACUUUUUUCUUGAUUUUUUGAGGAGUUUUUUUGUUUUUAGGUUAGCAUCGCUUCGGCGGGAACCACGCCAGACUCCCGACACAACGUCGGAACGCCCAUGUCAUUCUGCGACGACGGCAUAAGUCAUUUCAGCGUCAGUCCAAGCAGUUUGGUAAGAUUAGUCUCCAUUUCGUUAAAAAGUUCGGUUAUAACUUCACCGCAAAAAGUUUUUAUUUCUGCCGCUUAUAAUUUGGUAUACAGAAAUAAGAAGGGUAAACAAUUUUUUUUUUCCAGCCCAUAACUUCACCAGUUUCUUCGCCUCCCGACUUUGGAAGUCCUUACCGGUCACCUGUCUUCAAAACAUCGAGGUCCGUUUACACUUAUUUUCUCAAUUUUUUACAUUUAUUCUCUAGAUCUCGAUCGGCUUCAGCGACCAGCGACGGCGACUCGAUUUGCUCCGCGGAUGCUGUAUCAGCGAGUCCACGCCAGAACAAGUUUUUCCACAGUCAGGUAUAAUAUUCUAUUUUUCGGAAACUUCAGAAAUAUUGCAAACUAGAAAAUUUUAUUCAGAUGAUACCUUCAAAUAUGCCUUUUGCGAAUUUGCUCACAAUGUCCUACACGGGAACCCUCUAUCCACUGAAAGAGGAGAAGAAAGAGUUUUCGCAAUCCGACGGUAUAGGUUUUUUUUAAAGUCAAAAUGUUUUCUCUUGAAGAUUCACCGUGUGAUAACGAUGUCAAUAACUGUAAUAUGAACAAUUCUGGGAAUUAUACGGAUGAACUGAAAGAAACUCUCAAAGGUGAUCUUUUUACUUUUUAUCUUUGUUUGGAAUGACAUUGAACAUGAAUUAUUGGCAGAGGAAGACAAGAAAAAAUUUAAGGACAUGUUUUUAGUGUAUGCAGAAGAUGUUGGCGUCGAGCAUAUUCUUUCAAGUGUUCACAGAUUUGUGCCAUGAUCAACUUGGUUUUAAAUAUCUACUUAUUAUGGUUCUAUGUUUCUUUUCUUACACAAAAAACUUUUUUUUUCUUCACAGGUGGGGUUAGUUAAUCCACCUAGUGGUCUUUUUCCCUCCCUGCAACAUCACCAUACCAUCCCGAUGUUGCGAAAAAUAAACAAAUUGAAUUGAAAUUGAAUUGAAUCUUUCACAGAUACUCUAAGUUAAAAUAAACGAAAAUCUUUGAUAGAUCUUUCUCUUCACGAUGAUCUGCCGUUUGGCCCUCUUGAAACGAGAAAUGACCUCUGCGAGCCAGGAGAAUCAAAAAAGACGCUUUUCAAUUUGAAUGAAGUUGUAGGAGAGAGAGAAGGUUUUCGUAUUUGUUAGUUAUUCGCCAAAUUUUUUGUUCCAACUUCAGAAAAUUCGUCGCCAGUUGAAAUGAGCCAAAGAACUAUCGUCGGCGGCGAAAUGGAAAACACUGUGAAAGACGAAGAAUCGACGCAAAAUAACGAGGAGAACGUUAUCAACAUCAGCGACGAUGAAGAUUCUUUCGUCAAGGUCGUUUAAAAAAAAGAAGUUUAUGAGAAAUCUCGAAACAGUUAAUUUUUGAAGUUGAGUGUCCUGAGAAGGUGGAAGUUAAUAGACCGAAAAUUUUGAUUUUUGUUCGGGAGUGGAUUUCUUCGAUUCAGAUCCCUUCGUUCGGGCCGAUUGCGGGAGACGCGACGGCCGAAAACGGCGGCGUAGAUACUCAACUUGGCGAAUUGCUCGCCUCGUGCAAGGCCAUGCCCGAGAUCCUCUCAUUUUCUGAGCCAAUCUCUGCCGACGUACUCAUCCCCAAUAUCAUGACUCAUGUCAGUUGCCUCCGACUCUCCUUCCAUUCAUUUUUUUUUAGUUCGAAGAGUUUUCUCGCCAUCAAUGCGUUUUCGAUCAAUUUGUCGCCGAAGUCCGUGAAAGUGUGGAAAGGGAUGAAAUUUGAUUCUUAACUGUGUGCUUUAAUCCGUGUAAAAAGACGUUUUUCUUGUAUCUUUUUUUGCUUUAAUUCAAAAAGAACGGUCCCCAAUUAUUAUUGUUAUUUUCAGAAAAAGUAACACCGUUUUCUAAGCGUUUAGAACUCGUUCUAGUAAUUGUAAAAAAAUUGUAAAAAAAGAAAUGUAUAAAUGAAAUUUGAAAUUCAGUUGACUGCUAAUAAAUGUAUAAAAAAAUUUCAUAAUCCUUUUCCUUUUAGUUUAUACCUUCUCACUCGAUAAAAUUUCGAUUUUUAUUGUGAAGCCCACCGGAAAGAGUUUGCCAGGGGCGUCGUUCAGAUGCGUUGGACGUGGCUGUCCAGAAACGUUUCGCAGUUCGCCGGCGUCCGCGAUGCCGCCAAAUACGUGCCGCGUCGGUCUCUGCUCUAUGUCCCCGCGAGCAACGAGAAAAUGCUGGCAAAAGUUCCUCGGAUCCAGGUACCGCAGCCGUGGUUUGCACGGCAGCGGAAAUGUUCCAGGCCGAUUGCGUCGUUCUGGAACUCGAGGACAGCGUCGCGAUGACAGCCAAGACGAAGGCGCGACAACAGGUGUGACCUAUGACUCCUUCAAAAUUAUCUCAGCUCCAGGCUGCCAAAGCCCUCGACACGUACUCCAACGAGCGUCUCGAAUGCUUCGAGUUGGGUUUGCGGGUGAAUUCUGUCAGUAGUGGUCUUCUCGAAGAUGACGUUAAGGUCUGUUUUCUUUUUUCACUAAGCAGUCUACUGGACAAAAGUUUUUAGGAAGAGAAUCGGUUUUUAAUAUGGUGAAAGAAACAAACGAAAUGAUUUUAGCCCUGCAGAAUAUUAGGCCGAUUUUUUUAAAAAGAAAAUCAGGAAACAUUUGCCCUUUCAGUAUUUUACAUUAAGGCGUUUUAGUCAUGUUGAGAAAAAAUGUGGACUGUUAUUCAAAGGAAAGUAUUGGAAAAACAAAUAUUAACAGCCACCUAUUUAAUUAAUUUUUUUAAAUAAAAAAAUCAAAAUGAACAUUUUUUUCAUUUAAACUUUAAACUUUUGAAAUAGAAUCGUUACAACCAUUUGCUUCUGCGAAGCGAAAAAUUGUUUUAACAAGAAAAAAUUCACGAAAAUAGGGAAAAAUUUAUCAUAAUUGAAAACUGUUCGAUAUACAACGUAACGAGAAUACACCUAAAUGUUCCCCGUUGUUUCGAUAAAAAUCAAAAUCAUUUCAAGCCCAUUUUUGUAUCAGAAGGAAAAUACUGAUGAUAGGUCGACCUCCGAGGCUAUGUCCCUUUCGAUUGAUUCAAUUUCACAGGAGAUUUGCAAAGCCGAGCAUUUGCCGCAGGCAUUCAUGGUCCCGAAAGUGGACAGUCCAGAGGAUCUCGCCACGAUCUUCGACAUUUUCCGGACAAAUUAUGGCGCCACGAGGAUAACUGACACGGUGGAGUUUCUCAUAAUGUGGCUUUAGAACCGAUUUUUUUUUUCGAAGAGAAAAUUCGUUAGAUCUUAAAAGAAAUUCACAGAUGGAAAUAAUGGAAAACGAAUUUUUUUAAAAUAGGAAUGAGUUGAAAAAUAAUUUAUGAAGCUCGAUUUUUUGAAAUGGAAGUUUUGGCAUGCGACAAACGUAAAAUGUAUUUUCUUUUCAGUUUGAUCAAGUUGAACCACCAUACCUUUAUGUCGCUUUGAAAUAGAUUGAAAUUUGUGAGGUCAGUACUUGAAAAAUAACAAAUUUCUGAAGAAGAAUUAGAAUCUCCAAAAUACGCGAAAAUUUAUGAGAAAUGCUUGAAAAAAGAUGAUUUCUGAUGAAAAUUAAUGGAAAGUCCAGAAUACGCGGUUGGUGAUCUGGAUCGAGUCGGCGAGAGCUCUCCUCGACAUGCCGCGGAUUCUGUCGUCAGCCCUCAAUCUCCACCGGAAUUCCGGCUUCUUUAAGCUGGACGCCGUUGUGUUUGGAUCCGACGAUUAUUGCGCCGACAUUGGUAUUCCCUCUCUUUGUCUUUUGCAAUGAGUUCAUGUUUCAGGCGCGACCCGAUCUUCUCAUGGCACGGAAAACCUUUUCGCCCGACAAAAGUUUCAUUUUUUCCAGUAAACAAACAACUCAACUUUUUGAGAUUUGUGGCCUGUUGCAAGGCUUUUCAAUUGCAAGCCAUCGACAGCGUCUACAUAGACAUCAAGGACACCGACGGAUUGCGCAGACAGUCUGACGAAGGUUUUCUUUUCUUCAUUCAAAUUUUUCAAGGUUCUUUGCUCUAUCGAACUUUUUUUCUGUUUCUUUCAAAAUUCACCGAGAAUUUAGAAUUUCUUUUUUUCUUCUUCAAAAAAAUUUCACUAGAAUUUUCAAAGAUUUUUUUUCGAAUUUAUUUAUGCACAUUGCUUCUCGUUUUUCGUCCUUUUUGUCACAAUUUUUUUCGCUAACCUCAUCUUGCCAGGACUAGGUAUAGUUGCAAAAAUCUUUAAUACCGUUUUGAGUUAUUUGGUAGAGAACUUUUGACGAUGAGUCGCUCUCAAGUUUCGUGAUUUUAAACGUCCGUGCGUUGAUUUUUUCAGAAAACUUCUCUUUUCUCUUACUUGGUUAUAAUAAAUCCUUCUUGUUUUGAAAGGCGAGAUGGGUAGAUUAGCAAGAGUAAAGCGUUGCGUACACGACGCGGCUUUUUGGCGGGAGUUUCCAGUUCCAAUGCCACUCACUAUUUUUGCAAGUUUCUCCUACAGUUUUUCUCUUACAGUUUCUCAAUUACUAACUCAUAGUUUUGAAAAAAAUUCAGUUGAACGAAUAAGAAAACAUAAAAGCUUUGAAUACUUUUUUUCUGCAUUUUUUUCGUGAUGGCUUCGAUGUCAAGUCCUUCCCCAAGAAGCGUCGCGUACGCACCGCUUCCCGCUUGCAAUCCCACCUAUCUCACUUCUCAGCUCGGAAAUACUCGACUUAACUCAGUUCGGAUUUCAGGAAGAUCCUGGGGAUUCACCGGAAAACAAACGAUCCACCCGAGUCAAGUGGCAGUCGUCCAGGAGACGUUCAUGCCGCCGGGCGAGAAGGUCGAAUGGGCCACGGAGCUGGUGCACGCCUACAGCCAGCACGAGUCGGAAGGAAAAGGCGCUUUCCAGGUGAGUCCGACUCCUUUUCCCCGAGCCUCGAACGCCGGAUGCAGUUCCGCGGCCAGAUGAUUGACCGGCCACUGCUCCUGCAGGCGCUCAACCUCAUUCAACUCGUCGAGCGUGUCUCGAGCAGAUGA
This is a messenger RNA of Caenorhabditis auriculariae, 6139 nucleotides long. The record is from the annotation of a GenBank genome assembly. NCBI's taxonomy places the organism in Eukaryota, Metazoa, Nematoda, Chromadorea, Rhabditida, Rhabditidae.